CUCUCCUAUACUGAGCUUCAUCUUAAUAAACGAUCAUACAGAAAUGUCAGCACGGACAAAAAAAUCAAGUGGAGCCCUUACCCAGGGCUACCACUCAGUCUCCCCAAGGACAUCCGUGUGCCAAUCUUGCGCAGUCUAGUUAGGCUCCCGGCCUCGUUCAAUCCUAUUGCGCACCGACUUCUUCGCCAAAGAGUGUUUCAGACCCCACGUAAGCAAUUAGUUGGAUGCCUCACAACAAUGAUACAAAACUCGGGUAAUGCUCAUAUCAUUGAAUGGGAUGUCAAGCAAUCGUUCGGAAUUCUAUCAUUAUGCGUUUCUCAAAGGCUUUGAUCGCAGCCUUUGCGAUUUUCACUAGGUCUGCAAUUGCUGCAUCGCCGUCUAAGAUUGGCGAUGCCGUGGUUUUUGGCGAAGGCGGAACCUACCCACGAGCGACUAAACUUGCAGAUGGCUCACUGGUCGGGGCUUACACCAAUACACAAGGCGACAAUACUACCAUUCGUACGGUUCGCUCAGAGGACAAUGGGGCUUCCUGGCAACUACAAGGCACCGUAGACACCGGUCCGAAGGCAACACAGGACGUCGACAACCCUUAUGUACAUGAGCUACCAGAUGGCAAAUUGCUUUGCGCCUUCAGAAACCACGACAGGGCGUCACCCACAACUUUCAGCUACUACCGAAUCACCAUUUGUGUCUCCGGGGAUGGAGGCGCGACCUGGGAGUACCUAUCGACUCCUGCAUCAGACCCCGCAGGUGUGACAGGCAACUGGGAGCCCUUCCUUCAGCAAGCCCUCGAUGGUACUCUACAACUCUACUACUCCCGCGAAAACAGUCGUGGCGAUCAAGAUAGUCUUCUCCGCCGAUCAUCAGAUGGAGGCAAGACAUGGACCUCUGCACAAGUCAUCUCUGGAACUGGCAUCGAGACACGGGAUGGAAUGAUAGGCGUUGCACGCACUUAUGUCGGGUCUGAGACCAAGAUUGCUAUCUUUGAAAGUGGCAACCCAGGAGUUGGACGACCGUUCGGUAUAUGGACAGUGCGGACGGAUAACGAUGGCGUUACCUGGAGCACCGAAAGAACAGUUGUGUACCAGCCAGAUGGUUUCAAUGCUGGCGCUCCUCAAAUCAUUCAAGUUGGUGACAAGCUAGUUGCAAGCUUUGGGACGAAUGAAGAUGGCGGACUGUGGCCUGGAGGGGCAAUCAAAAUCAUGAUUAGCAGCGAUCAAGGAAGGACUUGGACCAACAAGACAACUGUACGCGAGCCUACAGCGUACUGGGCAGGACUAUUGGCUUUGGAUGGAGAGACUUUUCUUGUGCUGUACGAAUUUGAAGGGACAAGUUACGCUCAAAGGAUGACGAUCUAGGAAGACGGUACUGCUUCACUUUAGUGAAUGACAAUUCUCAAACGAUGUACUGCUUUACUAUCUCUGAAAGCAAGGGUAACUGGAAGGAUCUGGUAAACUAGCUCGGAAAGGUCCGAAUUAUUGCCUGCGAACCAUCUUCACCACGACCCUGACGCGACUUUUUGACGCGAUUUGUAUAAAUAUACUUCAGUCCUCA
Molecule: messenger RNA, 1554 nt
Organism: Boeremia exigua
Lineage: Eukaryota; Fungi; Ascomycota; Dothideomycetes; Pleosporales; Didymellaceae
Product: Sialidase
Exons: 1
Coding region: 273-1358 (361 amino acids)
Source: RefSeq, a predicted model, not a curated record